AUGAAUCAAGCAUCAUCCUCCACCACCUUCCCUCAAGAACUUGCAGACGUAAUAGAAGCCGAUAAAUUAACUUUUUAUAGCAACAACUUCCGAGUCGAACCAGAAGAGUACAACUACUACCAGCAGCCUGAUCAUAGAGACAUCGGUGUUCCUCUUCAAUGCCCUUUGAUAAUUGACUAUCAAUCUACAGGCGUAAACGAUAAUCAUAGUCCUAUUUUACAGAAAAGACCGUUUCCUCCGAGAAUGGAAGUUUCUGAUUGGAGAUAUCAACAGGUACCCGAGAAUCCUAAGAAACGUUUGAAUUCAAAUGUUUGUGCUCAAAAUGUUGUGAACAAGAAACUCGCACACGCGGACAGAAUGCAAGAAAUGGGAUGUAUAAGAGAAAGGGUGCCUGUGAGAAGAAGCCAGAAGCUAGCGGACAAAAUUACGGCCCUUCAAAAGCUUGUCUCUCCUUACGGCAAGACGGACACGGCUUCCGUGCUUCAAGAAGCUCAUAUCUCUAUCAAUCUCCUUCAUGAACAGAUUAAGAAGUUGAUACAGAAUACGCAGAUUUCAAGGAUCAACGAUGUAUCACUCCAAUCACAGGAUAACAAGGAGGAAGAAGCCAGCUUACGAGAUAAAGGCCUUUGUUUGGUUCCGAUAUCAAGUCCUCAGAUCAACAGCCUAGAUUAUUUUAUACCCAGAAACUAUUAAUCUGCUAGUGCUAGCGCCCUUUUUGAAUCAUUUCUAUCGAUUUUAGCACAACAGAGAUGUUGGUACUUGUAUAGUCGUGUAAUUUUCAGAAAUCAUCAACUAUAAGAGUUACCGAUCCUUA
Molecule: messenger RNA, 814 nt
Organism: Helianthus annuus (common sunflower)
Lineage: Eukaryota; Viridiplantae; Streptophyta; Magnoliopsida; Asterales; Asteraceae
Exons: 7
Coding region: 1-693 (230 amino acids)
Biological process (GO): regulation of transcription by RNA polymerase II
Cellular component (GO): nucleus
Molecular function (GO): protein dimerization activity; DNA-binding transcription factor activity, RNA polymerase II-specific; RNA polymerase II cis-regulatory region sequence-specific DNA binding
Source: RefSeq, a predicted model, not a curated record